Messenger RNA from Cajanus cajan (pigeon pea), 2458 nucleotides. It is a transcript of the gene OWL1, whose product is annotated as DNAJ heat shock N-terminal domain-containing protein. The record is from RefSeq and is a predicted model, not a curated record. Lineage: Eukaryota; Viridiplantae; Streptophyta; Magnoliopsida; Fabales; Fabaceae.
GAAAAAUGCAGGCUCAACACUUCCUCUUCAAUUGUGGACCAUUUCCAAUUCUUCCCGUGAGCCUUUCCUACGCCGCACGCUAGAAGUAGAAGUAGAAGCAGGGGCAAGAGUUCUUGACCUCUUCUUUCUUUCCUUUUAUUUUCCACUCAUUUUCUUUUCCAACACGUGGACGUUGGGCACGAAAGAGCGUAAAAAAAAAAGGGUUGGAAUGCGGAGAUUUGUGGCGUGACUCGCAAAGACUAAUCAUUCCACAGUUAGCGAUUGAUGUGUUAAUUUGGACCAUCGGUGACGUAAGCGAAAACCCCUUAAACCCUUUCCGUUCCGAUUCGUUAUCUGCAAAACCCUAACCCCUCACCCCAAUGGAGGAACCGAACGAAGCGCAAGACAACAGAGAACUCUACGCGCUCCUGAACCUGUCUCCAGAAGCUUCCGAUGAAGAAAUUCGCAGAGCGUAUCGUCAAUGGGCACAAGCCUAUCACCCCGAUAAAUACCAAGCUCCUCACAUGAAGGAUAUUGCUACGGAGAACUUUCAGCGAAUAUGUGAAGCUUAUGAGAUUCUUUCGGAUCCAAAUAAGAGGCAAAUAUAUGAUAUCUACGGCAUGGAAGGGUUGACCUCUGGUUUGGAACUUGGUCCGAAGCUGGAUGGAGCUGAAGAGAUCAAGAGGGAGCUCGAGAGACUGAAGAGGAUGAAGGAACAGGAAAAAGUAGCGGCGCAUUUUCGAUCCUCUGGUACAAUUCUGGCCAAGAUGUCUUUGCCACACUGUUUAGACGGUGAUGGCCUCAUGAGAGGAAUGGCUAUGACUAGUGAAAUCCAGUCUCAGUUAUCAAAGCGUAAUGCUGUAACGAUUGGUGGCAAUUUAGCGGUGAACGGAAGUGAAGGUGGUGGAGCUGCUACGGCUGUGUUUAGGCAUGAACUUUCAGAAGUUUCGACAGUAGAGUUUGUGGCUUCAGCUGGUUUGCGUGCACUAAUUGGGGUGCAAACAACUCGCAAUCUAUCGUCACACUCGGCUGCAACAAUGGGAAUAGCAAUGUCUUUGAGAGAUGGUUCAUUGAAUCUUUCAAAUUUAUGGACCCGCCAAUUGUCAGAAACUGCAAGUGGACAUAUAGAGCUUACUUUGGGUCCACAAUCUUCUAUAGCUGUUGGGUGGCAAAAGAAAGAUGAGAUAAGGUCUGCCUCUGGAGAAUUAAAGUUUGGCACAGGUUCUUUUGAGACAGCAGUUCAUUAUACCCAUCGUUUUUCUACUAAAUCUCUUGGCUGCAUUGUGGGAAGAGUUGGGAGUUCUUCCCUUGAGAUUGAAGUUGGUGGUGGGAGGAAGUUAUCCAAAUUCAGCUCAGUGCGCUGGUUGUAUAUAAUAGGAAUUCAGGGUAUUUCCUGGAAAUUUGAACUCUAUCGUGGGGGUCAGAAGUUAAUUAUUCCUAUUUUGCUGACAAGGCAUCUGAACCCGGUGUUUGCUACUGGAGCAUUUGUUGUUCCUGCAUCUCUUUACUUCACUCUAAAGAAACUUUUUUUUAAACCUUAUUUUCUUAGAAGGAAUAAGCAGAAGGCUCGGGAGGAGGAGGAGAAAACUUCUGCUCAGGUUAAGGAAGCAAGGGCUGCUGCAGAGAAAGCUCAGAAAUUACAACAAAAUGUGGCUACUAGGAAAAGAAACAAACAAUUAGAGUCACGUGGACUGGUUAUUAUGAGAGCACUAUAUGGAAAUAAGAUAAUUUUGAACAAUUUGAAGUCAUCAAGUGAAACAAGUUCCGAAUCAACUUCAGAAGUCAUUGAUGUUACCAUACCUCUGAAUUUUCUAGUUAAUGAUUCUGGCCAACUUAAGCUUCAUGAAGGUGUAAAAAAAUCAGGCAUUAUGGGUUUCUGUGAUCCAUGUCCAGGAAGACCUAAAGAGUUGUAUGUAGAGUACGUUUAUGCUGGCAAUCAAUACAAGGUUUGGGUCGGUGAUUAUGAAGAAUUACAGAUCCCUCAGGGCAGCCACAGGAUGUAAAGGAUUAUUAUUAACACAUCAAUAUACCAUUGUAACCUCUUGCAGUUUUGCCUGGUUUACAUGGUUGAGGUACAACAUUUGAUCCUGUCAGAUGGAGUUGGAAGAGGUACCUUUUACAAUUUUUGGGGCCAGUGGUAACGUCCCUUAUUUUUUUUAAAUCUUUUAUUUUUCUCACAAUUUCUUACACCCCCAAAAUGUAUGAAAUAAGGACAUUUUAGGAGAUGAUUAUAAUAUUUUUUCAAGUUGCGUCGCUCUACGCUAUCAACUCUGCUGCUGGAUCCCAAUUUUGGUUUAGUCAUACUCCUUUUAUUGUCGAUUCGUUGCCCAUCAUAAAUCCUUCCCCGGGGCAACAGCUGUAGGAAUUCUGGUAUGAUGUGCGUACUUUCAAUUUUUCAUUUGGGUUUGCACUUAGAAGAUAAUGUACCAUUUAUGACAAUAACAUCCAGUAAUAAAGUUGAGCACCGAAUCAUUUUUCU